GAAGAGAAUGUAUACAAUGGGAAUCAGAAAAUCAAUUAAGUUAUGAAAAACACCAUUAAUUGCCUUUCUUUGUCACCGCAGCUCAUGAAGAAAUGGCGGAUCUCUAGAAGCUCUACAUUUGACCAAGUUCACUUGCCGUCUAAUGACGUUUAUAGCAACGACAGACAUCGCAUUCGACAGGAAUAUUUACGUAUUUUAGAGAUACUGAAGACAAAGUUUCAAAGGGAUGAGAAUGAGCUGAUGGUUUUGGAAGUCUUCCAGAAGACGUUGCAAAGAGGAGAGAGGCGGACUGGAAGAUGCCAAGAAAAAAACAACAGAAUCCACAGCCAGUCAAGUUGGAUUCUGAAGAUGGUGUAGCCAUUGAAGCUCCAGGAAACCUCACCUUAGACACAGACUUCCUUCUAGGACAAGACCUUGAGUUUGGUGAUCCUGAUCAUGACAACAAGAUUCUAGGCCUGGAAAAGUUGUCAGAAGUAGCUGCUGAGAUUGGUUUCUCUGUGUAUCCUCUGGGUGAUGAGCAGAGCCCUGCCUACAGCCAGCUCAGCAUGGAAAGUGAAGCAGACAACUCACGUGGCACAGCCGACAACGGAAGGGAAGAUGAAGGCAGAGGAGGCCAGUCGGAGCCCACGUUCCCCCCCUACCUGUCCUGCAGGGGCUGUGGCCAGCUGCGCGAUGAACCUCUUGGACCAGGCAUCGACCUAGUAGGUCCAUACUGCCUUAGGUGCUGCAAAGCCUCCAGGGAAGCAAAAAGCACAGACUUCUGCUCUUCGUUUGGUAGCGUCAGUGGGAUUCGCUCGGGUUCCCAUGUACAGAUUGACAGUGAAGGGGUGGGAAACGGGGUGAGCGACAAAGUACUGACAGGUGACGACGGAUUGCCCAAAUUGCACUCGUGCCAUCUCUGCGGCUUCUCCUCACGCUACGCCAACCAUGUGAAACGGCACAUGAAGACGCACAAUGGGGAGAAGCCCUUUAACUGCCCACUGUGCACCUACGCCUCCGCCCAGCUGGUUAACCUGCAGAGACACCUGCGUAUCCACACCGGGGAAAAACCCUAUAAAUGUGACAGCUGCACUUUUGCCUGCAGUUCGCUUGGCAACCUCAAGAGGCACCAGCGCAUGCAUGUGCCUUCCACUGGCGUGGGACAGGACGCCCCGCGCCCCACCAGUGGCCAAACCAGUCUGAAGAGGCAAGUGACGGGGCAGAGAACCAACAUGGAGGAGCCGGGGGCUUCAGCCAAGGAGGUUGUGAGGCCAACAUCAAACCUGAGUUUGGGUGCCCAGAACAAUAACUACCUAUCAGCCUUUGACAGCUUGAAGGGGGCACCGCCGCCCCCCCUACCAACCUCAAACCCAGCUCCUGGCCACCAGCCUUCAGUUCUCCAUGAGAGCACAGGCAGCAGCGGCAGCAGGGCACCAGUCCAAACCAGAGGAGGUGUAGCGGACGCUCCCCUUCCCCCCUCACUUUUCCCUUUCACUUGCCGGUUGUGCGGCAUCGUCCUAGAGGACGAGGACGGUACGUCCGCCCAGAUAUGUGCCAAGUGCACCCUUGAAAUGCUGACUAAGGACUCGUCAUCAUCACCCAACAGCCCCGGCGAGCGCAGCGACAAGGUGUACACGUGCGCCGCCUGCCCCUUCCUCACACACUACCCCAACCACUUGGCGCGCCACAUGAAAACCCACAGCGGCGAGAAGCCCUACAAGUGCCCACAGUGCGACUAUGCCUCCGCGCACUUCGACAACCUCAAGCGCCACCACAGAGUUCACACCGGCGAGAAACCCUACAAGUGCCAUUUGUGCGAUUACGCCUGCGGGAACCUGGCCAACCUGAAGCGCCACCAACGGGUGCACUCGGGCGCCAAGCCCUUCCAGUGCGCCGUGUGCAGUUACAGCUGCAACCAGAGCAUGAACCUCAAGCGCCAUAUGCUCCGGCACACAGGGGAGAAGCCCUACAAAUGCCAGGAGUGCGGCUACACCACCGGCCACUGGGACAAUUACAAGCGGCACCAGAAGAAGCACGGCCUGGCCACGGACGGCUGGGUCAAAGUUCAGAUGCCUCCAAACGAGGAGGAGGACGAGGUCGAGGAAGGGAUGAGAGUUGCUGUGGGUGUUGGAGUUCAGACUCAGAGGAAAGACGUAGGGGUUGAUAUGCAGUAUAUGUCCAGGUAGGAAAGACGUUACAUUUGUGCCACAAACUUGAGAUUGUAUAAAAAAAUAUAUAACUCAGUAAAACUAAGCUACCAGCAACUUGUUUUGUUUUUUCCACAAAGCCCUUAUAUUGUUUUUUGUGUGUGUUGGUCUUUUGAGUGUUUUGUCCAAUGUCUUCAGAGGCUGCUACUUGUUUGUUUGUAGAAUCCUGCACAAUUAAGAAAAACAAUGUUGAGAAUAUUUUGAUGCCUUUUGGAUGGAGUAGGGUGGUGGAAACUACUCUGUUGUUACUGUAUUUGUGUCAGACAAAUGGACUUACUGUAAAUGAGUGCACCACUUUAUUAGUCUUUUUCAUAUUUUUUUUUACACAACAGGCUAAUCACCACAACAUUGCCCUAUCUGAUUUUUUAAAUUUUUAUUUAUUUAUUUAUUUCAUUUUCCACACUACAUCUGAAAACCACUUUUGCCCUUUUUACCAAACAUGAGUGAAAACAUAAAACUUGUGUCCACUUUUGCCUGAAUUCCCAAAGCUGCAUUGUGUAGUUUUAGGAAGGAUUUUUAAAAAAAAAAAAAUAUUUCAUUUUUUUUACAUGUCAGUGUCAUAGAAUAAAUGUGAUUCCCUGGUGGAUGCUACAAAGAACCUAUUUUUCUCGGUGUUCCUACUGCACCGUGUCAACAGUAAAGAAGUGGCAGCACCGCAGUACAUUCAGUUGUGUGAAGCACAGAUUCCAAAUCUGUGCUGUAAAUGAUUGAGUCCUAAUUUAUUCCUAAAACUACACAGUGCAGCUCUUUGUCAGGGCCCAUGCGGCGCUUUUUUUUUUUUUUUUUCUGAUGCACCAGUACUGCUAAUGGCAUGCCAUUAGACUAGUUGUUUCUGGUAAUGUUGACAUCGAGCUAUCAGUUGAUUGUGGUAAAUUAGGUUAUCUUAAACUAUUAAAAUAAUAUUAUUUCUUAUCCAAGCCUAUGAAAAAGACAAAAUUUCUCAGCCAAAGCCUAUUCGGAAAUUUGAAAUAUAAAUACACAUAUUUGGAAAAGCUCUGGUUGCGUAGUUGAUUGUAUCAUAUUGGAAAAGAAAAAUCAGUAGAAGUACUUCUGUGCAAGAUGAGCAGAAGAAACAAAACCAGCACUGGUGCACCACUAUUUCUAGUUUUGAAUCAUGAACAUGUUUUUUCAACUGUUAUUCCCCAUCAGUUCUUCCUUGAUACAUAUCACUCAGCCUUCAUGGAUUUUUCGAGUCCAGCUCUCUGCCCUUACCCCCUCUGGGAAGAGUCAUUUUGAGGAAGACCAUACGAGUCAUGUUGCUUUUGAUUCCUGUUUCUUAUUGACUGUGAAAUUAGCCCAUUGUGUAUUUUUUUUUUUUAACUUGGGAAAAAAAGGAUGACACUUAUUAGUAAGCAUGUGAGUGUCAACUAAAUAUAGUAUAGGUUUCUAUUUUUUAUUUUUCUAAUGUGGCUGUAUUACACUAUUAGAAGUGCAUACUUUAUUAAUAUAUAGAACCUUUUUUUUUUUUUUCUAUUUUGAAUGUGUGAUGUGUCAGUGGCAUUUAGUUAAUCUAGGAAAAAAUAUAAUAGGGACCCUGGUUUAAGUUUCAUCUCUUUGUGAAUCACUACUAUUAUAUGCAAGUGAGGUAUUUUUUCAGGUUGCCAUGACAGACUGGAGCAUCAAAACCCAUUGAUUAGUACUGAGGUCCCCAAGUGUUCUCUUUCGUCCUUAUGCAGUGGUUUCAUAAUUGCCUUAAGUGAGGAUUUUGAAAUAAACACAUGAAAUUUAUUUCAUUUAAAGUCAA
This is a messenger RNA of Myripristis murdjan (pinecone soldierfish), 3930 nucleotides long. RefSeq names its product zinc finger protein 513a (gene znf513a). NCBI's taxonomy places the organism in Eukaryota, Metazoa, Chordata, Actinopteri, Holocentriformes, Holocentridae. The record is from RefSeq and is a predicted model, not a curated record. Bases 297 to 2165 code for a protein of 622 amino acids. Gene Ontology annotation, cellular component: nucleus. The transcript has 5 exons. Gene Ontology annotation, biological process: positive regulation of transcription by RNA polymerase II.